CGACACGGAGGCUUGAAGUGAACUUGAAAGUCAACCCUCGACUUAUUCAAAUCGAUUAUCUCAAUUUUUUGGCGGCUUGUUUCUCCUACGCAUAAUGGAGCACUGCCAGCAGAAAGUCCAGUCACUCCUCGAUCGCUUCGCUGCUGCCAAGAUAGACCUCGUGGAAUGGGACCAGAAUGCCCUACGUCGGUUAGGAUGUCCUCUCACCACUGGCCUGGAUUUGACCUUCCUGGUGCCAGAUCACCAGCUUCCUCUCGUUCGGACGAUCGCCUUAGAAGAGGGCUGCAAGCUAGCGGACGACCUCCAUGUAUCUCCUGGGUUGACCUGCGAGUACUCCGACUGUGCACUACGAUUCAUCAUAGGCGACCUGUCUAAAUCCCAGAGCCGUCAUAGCAGGCUGGUCGUACUGCCUACUUCGUGGGCCCAUGUCGAUCUAGACGAGUUGGAGCGCGACAGUAUUCCCAGUCUUCGACCUUCGUCGCCACCAACGCCAAUAUGGACCGUUCCUCUUGACGUUAUGAGCGCGGCUCUGGUGCGAAUCGCAUCAGAGACUACACGUCUCAGCCAAUUACGAAAACAGAUUAUUCGAGACUUGGCAGGCUUAAUGGCUUAUGCAUUGUUCGACUGCUCCUAUGAGGGUGAUUACGAGGAAAUCAUUCCCAAUGAUGUUCCCCUGUCAGAAAGUGAAAAGUCUGAGCUGGCGCAUGCACGCAAAGUCAUUGAUUCCUGGAGAAUGCGACCAGGAGAAGAAUGGAUCGCGAGUUCUUUGGCGGAUGUCGUGACAAAAGGGGUGCCAUAUAAGUCUCUCCGUGCCAAAGAAGACAGCCAGCCAGCUGCAAACGGAUGCGCGCAGUCGACUAUAACAUCAAAUGAAAAUGAAACAAGAGACUUUGACUGAA
Emericellopsis atlantica is the source of this 899-nucleotide messenger RNA. RefSeq lists its product as uncharacterized. The coding region runs from base 95 to 898 and encodes 267 amino acids. NCBI's taxonomy places the organism in Eukaryota, Fungi, Ascomycota, Sordariomycetes, Hypocreales, Bionectriaceae. The record is from RefSeq and is a predicted model, not a curated record. The transcript is spliced from 2 exons.